Poecilia reticulata (guppy) is the source of this 1872-nucleotide messenger RNA. The record is from RefSeq and is a predicted model, not a curated record. NCBI's taxonomy places the organism in Eukaryota, Metazoa, Chordata, Actinopteri, Cyprinodontiformes, Poeciliidae.
AGUUAGUAGUUACCAUAGCAACCAGUAACAGUAGACUAGUCCCCUUUUGCCAUCUUUAACUCUGGGUCUGGACUGAUGUUAACCACCAGCUUGACCAUCUCUCUUGUUAAGUUGUUUCAGUCAGGGAGAUGAAGAAGCUCUGUCACCUGUCUAAUAACAUCCUGAUAGUCAGCAUUUUACUGAUUGCCUUCUUUCUUCCAGGUGCUUUUUCUCAUUGUGAUCAUCUUCAAGCCCACAUGUAUACACCCCAUGAGAUGGAAGCUCUGAUUGGAUCUUGUGUGGAUAUUCCAUGUAGAUUCCAAACUUUUCCAGGAUUUGACAGCAGCAAACCCAUUUAUGGAAUCUGGAUGAAAAAUGAGCCUGUAUAUGAUGUGGGGUCAAGUUACAUGAUUUUUAACAGCAGUGGGUCAAUUAACACCUAUCAAAUGGAAAUGACUGGAAAUCUCAGAAGGAAAAAUUGCAGCACUCGGAUUCCUGAUUUAACAGCAGAUCAUGCAGACAAAUACUACUUCAGAGUUGAGAACGGGGACACGACAGCAACAUUUUGUGAAGAUACUUUUACGUUAACAGUUAUAGAUUUUCCUCGGAGUCCCAGCAUUGUUGUUUUUGGAAGUGAUCUGAAGGAGCAUCAGUCUCUCACUAUAACCUGCUCAGCUUCUACUACCUGUUCACGCUCACCUCCUGAACUCACCUGGAAUCUCAAAAAAGACUCUCUCAAACAAAUCCUGAAAAAAACUGAUGGAACCUUUGCAGCUAAACUGCAGGAGAGCAUCACUAUAUCAGACAAGCAUGAUGGAUAUAACAUCAGCUGUUCUGCCACAUAUCCUGUGACAGGAGGAUUCAAACAAGCAGAUACAGUAAAGACUCUCAGUGUUUCAUAUGCUCCUAAAGACACCUCAGCAUCCAUCAGUCCGUCAGGUUUGGUGUCAAAAGGUAGCUGGGUGGAGCUGAGCUGCUCCAGCAGAGCCAAUCCUCCCAUUACCAGCUUCACCUGGUUCAAAAGCAGCAAACAUGGAGCCAUUAAUGUGUCUGAGAAGCAAGUUUACGGCUUCAGUGCUACUCCUACUGAAGAAGGAGACUAUUACUGUGAGACCACAAAUGAGCUUGGUAGUGAGAACUCAACCAUCUGUAUUGAGAUCACUGAUCCUCCUUUAACUCCUAGAAUUAAUAUCCCUGCUGGUGAUCUGAAGGAGCAUCAGUCUGUCACUGUUACCUGCUCAGCUUCAACUCCCUGUCCACACUCACCUCCUGAACUCACCUGGAAUCUCCAAAAAGACUUUCUCAGACAAACAGAGGAAAACACAGAUGGAACCUUUACAACUAAAAUCCAGGAGAACAUCACUCUGUCAGACACACAUGAUGGAUACAAAAUCAGAUGUUCCACCAGAAAUCCUGCGGCUAGAAAAAGCAACAUAGCAGAGGCAGAAGUGACUCUCAAUGUUUCAUAUGCUCCUAGAAACACCUCAGCAUCCAUCAGUCCAUCAGGUUUGAUGUCAGAAGGUAGCUGGGUGGAGCUGAGCUGCUCCAGCAGAGCCAAACCUCCACCCAGAUUCACCUGGUUCAAGAAAGGCCUGGAAAGAAUCACUAAAGUAGCUACAGGCAUCUUUCACAACGUACAAUUCAGAAAGGGCGAUCAGUAUUUCUGUGUAGCUGCAAAUAAGCUGGGUGAAGAGAAAUCAUCCCCGAUCAAUCUCAGAACAAAAGGUACAACUCGAGUUGGAGCCUGGGUUUUUGCAGUAGCAGGGGGCGUGGUAAUGGUAGUUCUUUGCUGUGCAGUCUUCGUCAUUGACAAAUGGUUCAGACGCUCCUAAUCUAGUCAAGCUCUUGAGUUGUGCUUGUGUGCAACACUAAAAAUAAAAUUCUGCAACCCGA